AUGGGCCGCGCCUGGCAGGCGCUGCGGGCACUGCGCCUGCGGCUCCUGGGGCCGGGGAAGGAGCUGGUGGGCACCGACCAGUUCGGCAACAAGUACUACCGCGUGCCUCAGCACCAGACCGGCGCAGGGCAAAUUAAACCUGAAAGAAGGUUUGUAGAAGCAGUAAAUCGGCAAGCAUAUCAGUAUGAGAUGGGUGACUUUCCAACAGAAUGGGAAGCUUGGAUAAGAAAAAAAAGAAAGGAUCCACCCACCAUUGAGGAGAUUCUUAAGAAUGAGAUGUACAGACAAGAAAUGAAACAGAAAGUCAAAGAUGUGUAUGAAAAGGAUAAGCUCCUUCAGACCAAGGAAUAUAAGGAGGGACUUGUUGCUGAACCACUUCAUGCUCAGAUUAAAGGCCAUGCAUCAGCUCCCUACUACGGAAAGAAAGAGCCGUCCCAAGACCCAACAAGCACCGCGAGUACCUUUCAGCCGGGUUCCUGGAUGCCACCAGGAAGUGACAGUAGUAAAAAGAACCAGCUUUAAUGUACAGAUAUUGCCAAUAGAUAGAUGCUUUAAUAGGCAACAUAAACAGCUGUUAUAUAUAGUGGGUGUGCAAUAAAGGAGUAUUAAAUCCAAGUUUCAUUUAUUUUUGCACAAUUGUUCAGAGAGGCUUAAUUGUGCCAAACUACUACAAAAUAUUUGAAUUCAGUGGAAAACAGGAUGGGUUACUGAGGAAGUUCAUUCUCAAAUGUUUCUUUUCCUGUUAUUGAUUGAAUCACUGAAGAUAAGUUUUCAAGGUAAUUUUCUCAAAUGACUCUAAAUUGCUUUUUUCUUGAAGAUGGAUUUAUCUUUAACUUUGCGUUUGAUGUAGUAAAUUUCAGUUGAUUAGUACACAUAAUUAUCUUCUCAAACAUAGGUGUUAAAAGUAGUUCUUAAUUCCAUGUUAGUUCCAGUUAGUUUCCAUGUCUGUACCUGUAUGCUGAACUUUCAAGCUUCUGAUAAUUGGACAGAAAAGUUCACUUCACUAACAGGAAUCACUGUAAUACUGCAGUAAUUUUGGGCAUUUUUGUGAUUUAUUUUAAUAAAGGAAUUACUAUAUCUGAA
Phasianus colchicus (ring-necked pheasant) is the source of this 1083-nucleotide messenger RNA. RefSeq names its product NADH:ubiquinone oxidoreductase complex assembly factor 2 (gene NDUFAF2). Gene Ontology annotation, biological process: mitochondrial respiratory chain complex I assembly. Gene Ontology annotation, cellular component: mitochondrion; membrane; respiratory chain complex I. NCBI's taxonomy places the organism in Eukaryota, Metazoa, Chordata, Aves, Galliformes, Phasianidae. The record is from RefSeq and is a predicted model, not a curated record.